AUGGCUGGUACACGCGAGGGUCGACAGGCUGGUGAAACAGGUGUUUCUAAGGCUCAUGACGAUCCUUACAAAGCCCUCUGUGCCGAUGUUGAAGCCUUUAUUAAGUCCUUCUACAAGCACGUUAAAAGUAAUGAUUUGGCCGAAAUUGAGAAUGACUACGUUGUUAAGUUCCCAAAGCUUACUGAACAGUAUUUUAAAACCACCCGCUGGCCUCCUGCUGAAGCGAUUGCUCCCCUUGUUAACAAGGAUUCAAUCUUUAUGAUGCUCUACAACGAACUUUUCUACCGCCAUUUGUACGCACACGUUACGUCUUUUCCCGAGUUGGAAGAGGCCCACCAGUCCUAUCUCAACUAUUGUGCUCUCUUUGACGCUCUUUUGAAACCAAAAAAUCCAGUUCAACUGGAGUUGCCGAAUCAGUGGCUGUGGGACAUUAUCGACGAGUUUAUAUACCAGUUCCAGAAGUUCUCUACUUAUCGUAGUAAGCUCAAGCGCAAACCGGAGGAUGAUGCUUUUUUGGGCCUGAAUCCUUCCACCUGGAGUAUUCAAGGUGUCAUCAGCAUCCUAUUUCAACUCGUGGAGAAGUCGAACAUAAAUCUACAGCUUAGUUACUAUGCCAUGCAACGUGAUCCCUACGAAGUGGCUGGGCCUUUUGGCCAAUGUGACCUCUACAAGAUGCUCGGUUUCUUCAGUCUCGUGGGUCUCUGUCGGGUGCACUGCCUGCUGGGUGACUACUUCACCGCGCUCAAAAUGCUUGAGCAUGUGCAGUUAAGUCGGCAGGAGAUGUAUCAUGAAGUGCCAACAUGUCACAUCACUACGGGCUACUACGUCGGCUUCGCCUACCUCAUGAUGCGACGCUUUCAGGAUGCAGUGCGCACCUUUACUCAUACCCUGGCCUACAUUGCCCGCGUCUCCGCUUGCGUUGCCCAGCGACCUGAUCUCCGGGAGUACGUGGUGAAACAGGCCGACCAGAUGACCAGUCUAUUGGCUAUCUGUAUCACCAUUAACCCAAUGCCGAUUGAUCAGGCUGUGGAGCAGCAUUUGAAGGAGAAGUUUGCAGAAAGCUUGAACCGACUGCAACAGACGAACAAGGACGAGUUCACCAUGUGCUUUGACAUCGGCUGCCCGCGCUUCAUAAAUCCGGAUUCGAAGGCGACGGAGCGUGUGAACUACGCCCUGGACGCGCAGCGCCACCAGGGCGUGGUAUUUCGCAGCGAGCUCGACCAGUAUUGGAUCGAGCUGCCGCGACUGCGGUCCUUCCUCAAGCUCUACACUUCUCUUCCCGUGGAAAAGUUGGGCCACUUCCUGGAGGAGGAUGAGGAGAACGUACAUUCCCUCCUGAUGCGUUUCAAGCACCAAUUGAAGAACGUUACCUGCACGGGAGAGACUUGUGGUAGCCUGGAGGGUACACUGCAACUCCUCUGUGACACUGACUUCUACGUGGAUGGGGAGAUGAUCCACAUCGCGGACAUGAAGGUGGAUCGUCGUUUCUCCGAGUUUUUCAUGCUCCAGUUGGAGAAGCUGCGUGAGUUGAAUGACCAGCUGGACGAGGUUGAAAAGAAACUGAGCACCGCACGUCUGCGCGCCUGA
Molecule: messenger RNA, 1587 nt
Organism: Echinococcus granulosus
Lineage: Eukaryota; Metazoa; Platyhelminthes; Cestoda; Cyclophyllidea; Taeniidae
Product: Eukaryotic translation initiation factor 3 subunit L
Exons: 9
Coding region: 1-1587 (528 amino acids)
Biological process (GO): translational initiation
Cellular component (GO): eukaryotic translation initiation factor 3 complex; cytoplasm
Molecular function (GO): translation initiation factor activity
Source: RefSeq, a predicted model, not a curated record